CUUCACCGCAGCUCGAGGAGUAGGUUUUCUCGGCUGGUCUCUCGUUCCUUCACUGAUGAAAGGGUAGGUGAACUGAAGUGUUGGCUUGUCGUUGUUUAGUUGGCCUUCUGAGUCGAGAUGGGGAUGGAGAGGAAACAGCCCAAUGACAGAGAACGGAUCGAGGCAGUCCUCGAGAUCUUGAAGAAGCAAGCGCCCCUGACGGUGAAGCAGGAGAAGUUCUGCAACGAUGCCUGCGUGGAACAGUUUCUGAGAGCCAGAGGCGACAGCCUGAAGAAGGCGGCCAAGCAGCUCAGAGCCGCCCUUUCUUGGCGGGAAAGCAUAGGACUUGAUCACCUAAUAGCCGAUGAGUUCGCUGCGGAGCUUGCCGGUGGCUUGGCAUAUGUGGCUGGUCACGACGACGAAGCCAGGCCAGUCAUGGUCUUCCGCAUCAAACAAGAUUACGCCAAAACUCAUUCACAGAAAUCGUUCGUGCGCUUCCUGGUCUUCACGCUGGAAGUGGCCAUCUCGUCGAUGUCCAGAUUCGUUGACCAGUUCGUCAUCCUCUUUGAUGCCAGUAUGUUCGACGUCUACGCAAGCUUGUUCAGAUCGGCGCCGGCUUUCCUCAACCUUUUCAUGGGCACUCUCAAGAUCAUCUCCGACUACUACCCCGGUCGACUCCACAAGGCGUUCGUCGUCGAUCCACCCUCCUUGUUCUCCUACCUUUGGAAGGGCGUUCGUCCCUUCGUGGAACUGUCUGUGGUCACCGCGGUGGUGUCGUCACUGGACUUCGACGACUCUAUCGAGGAUGCCGCCUUCGCGUCGUGCCGAACGAGAGCGGCGUCGCUCCGGUUCGACCCGGUGGUCGCUACCACCGCCAGACUCGGCGGCUCCACGUCUUCCCGCUUCUCAUUCACCGUCUCCCACCUCGACUCCCUCAAACCGUGGUACCUGUCCACCACCACCAGGGCCACCCCACGCGCGGUGAUGCCCACCGCGAGCCCAUCCCUCGUCGGCGCCUCCCCGCUCAACGCCCGGUCCUUCUCCUUCGCCUCCCCGGCCGCCCGGUCGACGCCACGCGCCAGCCGGAGCAUACCGUCCACUCCUUGCUCAUUCCCGCCGCCGACGCACCCUCACCAGCAGCAACACCCACCGAGGACCCCGCGGCCGUCGUUCUUGCAGUCGCCGGCGACGCUGUUUACGUUCUGGAAGGAGGGGCAGGCGGUGGUGAGCCGAGGGGAGCGAGAGCGGGAGUCCUUCCUGCCGUUCCUGAGGUUCUACCGGCGGCCUUACGACGAGAUGGCGUACCGCGCCAAGAUGCGGCCCCCCUUCGGCGGCCUCAUCUCCAUAAUCUCCCCUCACCUCGAGCAGCAACAACUGCAGCAGCAGCAGCAGCGUCGCGAUGCCCUUAACAUUCAUCAUCAGAGGACGCAAACCCUCACCUACUGAAACUAUUUCUCCUCUGCCAAAGCCAUUAUCCGCUGCACUACUGUCGAUGUCACUCACAAUGUCCAGAUUUCAUGUACAAAUAAUGUUGCUA
This is a messenger RNA of Musa acuminata subsp. malaccensis (wild Malaysian banana), 1516 nucleotides long. Lineage: Eukaryota; Viridiplantae; Streptophyta; Magnoliopsida; Zingiberales; Musaceae. The record is from RefSeq and is a predicted model, not a curated record.